This is a messenger RNA of Nylanderia fulva, 501 nucleotides long. NCBI's taxonomy places the organism in Eukaryota, Metazoa, Arthropoda, Insecta, Hymenoptera, Formicidae. The record is from RefSeq and is a predicted model, not a curated record.
AUGAAGGACAAGGGCAUCCAAGUGGAAGGCGCCAAUGUCAAAAGAGGUGCCACAGGGUGCUACAUCUUUGAGAUUCAAGGGGCGGGCAAUCAGGAGAGAGCUGAUAGGUUCGCCCUUGAAUUAAAAAAGGCCCUGAUGGGCAAAGUAGGAGUUAGAGUCGCACGCCCGACCAAGAUGGCGGAAAUGAGACUUCGGGGGCUAGAUGAGUCCAUCAGAGCCCCUAAAGUCAUUAAAGCCAUAGCCUCUAACGGAGGUUGUGAAGCGGAGGAAAUCCACCUGGGGGAAAUUAGGAAAACCCCAGGUGGAAUAGGAAUUGUAUGGGUCCGAUGCCCAUUAAAAGCGGCAAACCGCAUAAUGGGCACGGCCAAAAUGCAAAUAGGAUGGGCACUGGUGCGCGCCGAGAUUUUAGACACCAGGCCCCUCCAGUGCUACAAAUGCCUGGAGGGGGGUCAUGUGCGCGCACGGUGCCCCAACAACAUAGAUCGUAGCAAUAAAUGCUAG